AAGCUAAUUAAAUAAAUCAAUUAAAGAACGAAACGAAUUAAAACAAUGAUCAAUUCCUUUGAAAAACAUUUGAAGGGCGUCAACGCAAACGAGAGUUCUCACGUCGUCACCUGCUCCUUGUCUUGAUACUCUUUGUUUCAAAGGAUUCCUCUUAGUGUGAAAGACCAAAAAUGCUAGGAAACUGUGACAACAAGAUCAUCACUCCCAUCUCUUCCACCACUAAUCAAUGGCCACAGAAUCAGAUAAUACUGGAUGAUCACAAAAGCUUCAUGGCUUCAUCGUCAACAAAUAAAGUAAUGGAAAAACCUGAUCCCCACCCUCUCAAGUGCCCCCGCUGCGAUUCCUCCAAUACCAAAUUCUGCUACUACAACAACUACAGCUUGUCUCAGCCGCGCCACUUCUGCAAAGCCUGCAAGCGCUACUGGACCAGAGGCGGCACCCUCCGCAACGUCCCCGUCGGCGGCGGAUGCCGCAAGAACAAGCGCCCCAAGCGCCACUCCGACGCCGCCGCCGCCGCCUCCCAACCCCACAUGGAUCUGCCCCCGCCCCCUUCCAACCAUAUUCAGCCUCCUUUGUUUUACACUAACCCUCUAGAGCUCAACUUCCCGUUUUCCAGCUUUAGGGUUUCUUCAGAUGACUACGACCCUCAAAUCAACCCUCUCGGGUUAGGGUUUUCAUCCGGGCUCGGGUCGGCCGAAAACGCCUAUAAAAACGGGUUCAAGCCGAUCCAGGAGGCUUCGUCGUCACCUUUCUCAUCACCUGCAAACAGUAACUCCAACUCAAUCUUCUUCGGAUCUUCCUCCGCUUCAACAAUGGCGUCUCUGAUGGCUUCCACCCACAAAUUCGGCGCUCCCGGUUUGAUCCAUUACGAGGAUCCGGGUAUGGGCAAGCAAGUGAAAGCGGAAGGGGAGAAUAUGCAUAGAAUGGCUUGGAACCCGAACCCGAACCAGAAUCCGAACCUAAACACCAACCCUAUCGAUCAGAUUAAUUCUUCUGAUCCAUCCUCUCUCGUAUGGAACACAAGCAGCGUCGGUGCUUGGUUCGACCCUUCAAACAUGGGUUCCUCCGUGCCAUCUCUCAUCUAGAAGCUUCCAUUGAUCUUCUUCGUUUAAUCUCUCUCUUUAAUCAUUCAUUAACUGAUUGGGUGCAGGGUCUUUCUUUUUAUCAUCGGAGCUGGGGUAUAGCCUUUUUUUCUUCUUUUUCUAUGGGUUUUUUUUUCUGAAAUUCCGGCAUUGAUGAAUACUGGAAUGGAAAUAUGAGAAUGUUGGUUAAGGAUGGAAGGAGAGUAUUAGGAUCGGAGUGAUCAUGUCAGCAGCAACCAAAUUGAGCCUGCUUAAUUUUUGACAUGGAAGGCUAUUUUGCGCUGAGAGGAACCUCGGAUCCUCUUCUUCUCAUCGGAACAGGUUUCUUAUUCGACCACAUUGUUAUCUCAGAUUUUAUCGCUUCAUGAAUACCUAAAACCUAAAUUUAUAUGUAUAUAUAUUAUCAUGACAUUGUUUUUUUUUUUUUGGUGUAUUUGUUAGUUUGUGUAUCAGGUUUUUGGAAUUGGGGUUUUCUUAGAUUAAUACAUUUACAUGUUGAUGAAGCAAUUGGAAAAAUGUCUGUAUUUCUUUAAAAAUUUGUUGAUUUUCGGUUUGGGGGAAGUAUAAUGGUAUACAAGAGAGAGGUUAUUGUUA
Salvia miltiorrhiza (redroot sage) is the source of this 1676-nucleotide messenger RNA. RefSeq names its product dof zinc finger protein DOF1.4-like. NCBI's taxonomy places the organism in Eukaryota, Viridiplantae, Streptophyta, Magnoliopsida, Lamiales, Lamiaceae. The coding region runs from base 171 to 1085 and encodes 304 amino acids. The transcript is spliced from 2 exons. Gene Ontology annotation, biological process: regulation of DNA-templated transcription. The record is from RefSeq and is a predicted model, not a curated record. Gene Ontology annotation, molecular function: DNA-binding transcription factor activity; DNA binding.